Molecule: messenger RNA, 2208 nt
Organism: Nicotiana attenuata
Lineage: Eukaryota; Viridiplantae; Streptophyta; Magnoliopsida; Solanales; Solanaceae
Product: probable DNA-3-methyladenine glycosylase 2
Exons: 4
Coding region: 192-1289 (365 amino acids)
Biological process (GO): base-excision repair, AP site formation; base-excision repair; DNA alkylation repair
Cellular component (GO): nucleus; protein-DNA complex
Molecular function (GO): DNA-7-methylguanine glycosylase activity; DNA-3-methyladenine glycosylase activity; alkylated DNA binding
Source: RefSeq, a predicted model, not a curated record
AUAAGAGGCGGAGUACCGUAAAACGAUCGUACGGAAGCCAAUCGGAACGCCUUUUACUUUUGCUCUUAAAAGAUUCACGCACUCAUCACUGUAUUGACUUCUUACUUCGCACCGCCGCCGUGUCCUCUCUCAAUCACCGUCAAUUCCUAAUCCUCCGCCACCAUUAGGAAAAUAACCCUAGCAAUUGUCUGAUGGGCGAGCAAACCCAACCACAAUCAAUAACUGAAACACAAACUCCAUCCCUAUCUCAACCCAAUUCUGAUUCCACCGCUUUAUCAACAAACCCUCCCGUCGAUAUUCCCCCAAAUCCCUCAAACCCUUCUAAAAUCCCCAUUCGCCCCCAGAAAAUCCGUAAACUCUCUUCCACUCCCUCCCCCCAAUCCACCAAUCAAAAACCCACUGAUUCCUCGCAAUCCGUAGUCACAUCAAACGGCAAAGGGACAAUCACCAAAAAUCGCCGGAGGAGUGCAUCACAAUUAACAAGGGUUUUGCCUCAAGUAAUCAAACCAUUAUCUGCUAAUGGAGAAAUCGAAAAUGCCCUUCGCCAUCUGCGCUUAGCGGACCCACUUCUUUGCUCCUUAAUAGAUACCCUUCCUUUACCUGCAUUUGAUUCACACCAACUUCCAUUUCUAGCACUUUGCAAGAGUAUUCUCUAUCAACAAUUAGCUUAUAAAGCGGGCACUUCCAUUUACACGCGUUUCGUCUCCCUUUGUGGCAGCGAGGAUGCUGUUUGCCCUGACAUGGUUCUCUCCUUAUCUGCUCAACAGCUCAAGCAGAUUGGUAUCUCGGGGAGAAAAGCAAGUUACCUUUAUGACCUUGCAAAUAAGUAUAAAACAGGGAUUUUAGCAGACGAUACUGUUGUAAAGAUGGAUGAUAGGUCUUUGUUUACAAUGCUUUCGAUGGUGAAAGGGAUUGGUUCUUGGUCAGUGCAUAUGUUCAUGAUAUUUUCGCUGCACAGACCGGAUGUGUUGCCUGUUAGCGACUUGGGGGUUAGGAAAGGAGUACAAAUGCUGUAUGGGUUGGACGAAUUGCCUAGGCCUUCGCAAAUGGAGCAAUUGUGUGAGAAAUGGAGGCCAUAUCGGUCCAUCGGGGCAUGGUAUAUGUGGCGGUUUAUUGAGGGAAAGGGGACCCCAGCUACUGCAGCAGCAGCUAUGGAGGGUGGUAGUGUGCAGCCUUUGCAGCAAAUUGAGCCUCAACAGGAGCCAGAACAACAUCAAUUGCAACUUCUGGAGCCUAUUGAUGGCAUUGGCAGCCUCGGGAUAUUUACAGGAGAUAGAUUGCACCACUAAAUAGACAUAAAAGGCAUCUUGGCUUAAGGGAGUGGUUUGGAGUUGAUAUUCCAUCGGAACGUCUAUUAUUCCAUUCUGUCCAUACACACCAAACAAAUGCUAGCAGACAUCAUUUUCCAGAUUUUCUUGAUGGAUCUACCAACUUUCCCAGAAUUCUUGCAUUCAUUGGCAUCCUUAAUAUUCUCUGGAAUGCCCCAACUGAGUCCAAAAACUGAGAGGAACAUGCUCUAGCUGUACAGUGGAGAAGUCUAUAAUCAUCUUCAAGAUGUUGCGGUGCCGUCUGUUAUAUGUCGUGAAGGGGAUCGAUGGACAAUGUCUCUUAAUAGCAGAAAAAGAAGAGACUUAAUAGGGCAUAAAAUUUUUUGUUAAAUACAAUAACCUGGAGGAGGGAGAUGCUCUUGUAUUUGAACUUCUUAAAAGUUCAAAUAAGAGUGUCAUGUUCAAGGUUCAAAUUCUUAGAGGUGACUUCCCAGAGGAAUUAUUGAAGCAAAAUGAAGAAGGGCUUGCAUUUGGGGCCAAUGAUUGAAGGGUUGAGGCGGGAACAAAGCGAAUUGAGAAGAGGUUUCUGAGGUAUCUGGGCGCCAAUAGUCUCUUAUGUUAGUAUUGAGCUUUUAUGAUAGAGAUUCUGAAGUUACGUUGACAAGCAAUUGUGCUUCAGUUUUUCAAGUUUGUCAGUAAGAGUUGCAGGAAAGUAGGUGUUGUAAAGGAUUUGUAAAUAGCAGACCCUCAUGAUAUUUGUAGGGAACUGCAUUAUCAUGGUAAAAAGGGUAAUAUAAUGCUUAAUAUUGUGUUUAUUUAAAAUUUGGUCCGCUCUUAUUUCUUUUGGCCCAAUGAUGAAAUGUAGAAGGCAGUGGAAUGAAUUGCUUUUAGUUGAAUUGUCAGGAAUUAUCCCUAUUGCAGCGAAUUCGUCUUCAUGAUU